This is a messenger RNA of Alternaria infectoria, 711 nucleotides long. RefSeq lists its product as uncharacterized. The coding region runs from base 1 to 711 and encodes 236 amino acids. The transcript is spliced from 2 exons. The record is from RefSeq and is a predicted model, not a curated record. NCBI's taxonomy places the organism in Eukaryota, Fungi, Ascomycota, Dothideomycetes, Pleosporales, Pleosporaceae.
AUGCCCACGAGCGUGACCGGGCCAUCUAGCGACUCCCGUUUCCAGGAGUUCUCACGCCUCGAACUGCCACGUCUUGUUCGCCGGACGCUAGAGAGCAUAGUAGAACAUGAAGCGCAACCACUCGAGGAUAGGUUAAAGGAACGACUAGUGGAUAUCGUUAGGCAAUGUCAGUCGCAGCUCGAGACGAUGUUUUGCACGGUGGCUGGUCCAGGCGACACCAUCGCCGCAACCAGUUCGAGGUCAAAUGCUCAGGCGUUUCGCGACGUGAUUGAGCCUCCGGAUAAUACCCAACUACCUACCAUGUCCAGCAUUAUCGAGCCGGUAGAUCAGCAUACAUCAUCAACAGCUGCACCACUUCCAACACAACUUCAUGAGACGUCUUAUGAAGGCGUAGCACUCGCCGAAGCAGCCGAGCCAGUAUCCGACACUUCGGAUUCUGGAUACGAGACCAUCAGUCUAGCUGCUUUACCAGCCACCAGCGUCCACAAUGAGCUGCCUCAUGAGUAUUUCGAUCCGAAUCAAUACGUCGAUCUCAGUAACUAUUCACACUUGUUUGAAGCGACAGCGGGCACCGCGAUACAGGUUGCGCAGACACACGCAGAGGACGACCUUUCGAUAUGGUCUUUCGUCGACACAAUCCCUGUGAUGAACAACGAAAACGUGGAAGCAUCGCACAGCGCGCCCAGCUUUGAUCAUAUUAGCCAGUAUUAG